AUGCUGCCCACGCCCCUCCUCUUCUCCCUCCUCGCCUUCCUCGCCUUUCUCCUCAGCGUAGUCGCCUCCCCGGAACCAGCCGCUCUCAUCCCAUUCCCUCAAUACACCCACCGCCCAGCACAACCCUCUCCGACUCAGGCGCCGCAAGUCGUCAUCAACCACGAUGUCCACCCCCUUGUGCUCGUCUCUACCGUCGACGGUGCCUUGCAUGCGAUAGACCGCCAGACGGGGACUGAAAAAUGGGUUUUGGACGAAGGUGAUCCGCUGGUGGGGGGCAAAAUGAGGGGCAGAGAUGACGAAAAGUACAUUGUGGAGCCGCUCAGCGGAAGCUUGUACGUGCACGAGGAGAUUGAAGGAGAGGUCAAAAUGCGACAAUUACCUUUGGGAGUGGAGCAACUAAUCGCACUCUCCCCUUUUGCAUUCCCCGACGCCCCCACCCAGAUUUUCACCGGCUCCAAGCAGACUUCCCUCAUGAGCAUCAACCUUCUCACGGGCGAGCAAGUCGACUGCUUUCCAUCUGCGGCCCUGAACCUGUCUCAUCACAGCGCUGCCGUCUGCGAAAACGACGAGCUGGAUGAUUUGGAGCGCGCGAACGCGCUUCCGGUCCGAGACACCUUGUUUGUCGGAAGGACUGAUUAUCGCCUGACCAUCCAUUCCCCUUCUCCCUCCGCUCAAGGACUCUCGACUUAUACCUCGACAGUCUACAGCUCUUCCGAAAAGAAGGGCGGACCCGGUGUGCAGGAAAUCAGAUACUCCACCUACACUCCCAACUCGUACAAUCGUCCGCUGGCAGAUACAUGGCUCAAGGCUUCUGUCGACCAUCAGUCAUGGGGUCCUGACCGCGAGGAACCGAGGACCCGAGUAGAGCUGGGAUUUGAUGGAAAGGCGUUGGGUGUCAAGCCGGGCGCAGGGAUCAUCUGGAACAAGGAGCUCGGAAACGUUGGCAUUGGAGUCUAUGAGAUUCUCCUCCCCAGAGACAGCCCGCAUGGUGCGCCAGUGCUGGUGCCCCAGCCGCCUGCCCAUCUUCCCGCGCUCUUCCCAGAGCAUGGUGAUGCUCGGGCAUUCAACAUUCACCGCGCACCUCCUUCUACCUACAUUGCGACUCUGCCCGAGCAUCUCGCUUUACCGACCCCUCAAACCAAUCUGACUGCUUCAGACGGCAAGUCGGUUGGGGAUGCGCUUCAUUUUGCUCUCUCGUCCAGCAGUUACCCGCUCAUCAACUUUGCCCGCCCUGCUCGUCCUGGACAUCUCUCGGAUGGCCUCUUCUUCCUCGCUGAAGAUGGUGAUUCCAGCGCCGAAGCGCACAAGAGCAUGCUCCCGUUCCUGAUCGACGCCCCCAAGGAACACGGGCUCAUUGACGGACCUGCCGAUGUCAGGACGCUUGAAGCUGGCGGAAUCAGGCAAAAGGUGGAGAGGGCAUGGUGGAAGUGGGUGUUGUUGUUCGGUAUGGCGGUGACCAUACUGGGCGCUGGGAUUGUAAACUUUGCGAGGUACAGAGGAGGACGUGUCGGGGUAGGCGAGGUGGAUGAAAAGACACCGCUGUUGGUGGUCAACGAGGACAAAUCAAAGACGGAGGAAGUGAUCCCUAGCAUCACAAUUCAAGAGUCGACACCGUCUCCUGCCGUCCCUCCAGCAGCUCUUCCGCCUACCGACACCCAGCCCUUGGCACCACCUCAAAAAGCUGGAAAGAAGUCUACAAGACGCCGAGUGAGGGGCAAGAAGAAGCGUAGAGAUUCGAAUCCCAUACUGGAGGAAGGUGAAGAAGGAGAAUUUGAUGAGGAUGGGGAUGGAAGGGAGUCCGGGCGGUCAUCAAAGACGGGCGGUAAACCUCUGCCGGAUCUGCCGAGAGAGCUCUCGUCGACGGAUCUGCUGGAUUAUCAAGAUAAGGAGAGAUUGGCCAUCAGUGAUCAGAUCAUCGGUGAGUCGUUUCUGAGUAUAGGAUUCGGAUCGCAUGGUACAGUGGUGCUGAAGGGGACCUGGGGCGGAAGGCCAGUAGCUGUCAAGAGGCUUUUGAGUGAUUUCACCCGGCUGGCUAGUCAAGAAGUCAAGCUUCUCCAAGCCUCAGACGACCAUCCCAACGUCAUUCGAUACUAUUGCCAAGAAAAGCGCGAUAACUUCCUUUACAUUGCUCUCGACUUGUGUCAGGCGUCUCUCGCAGACUUGAUCGAGUCGCCAGAGAAGCACAAAGAGUUGGCGGCGCAGUUGGAUAGGAAAAAGGCUUUGAUGGAAGUGACAAGGGGCGUCAAGCAUCUGCAUGGGAUGAAGAUUAUACAUCGUGAUAUCAAGCCUCAAAAUGUGUUGGUUUCUCAGACACCCUCGGGGCUCCGGAUCCUCGUUUCGGACUUUGGUCUCGCUCGACGGUUAGAUCAAGAUCAGUCAUCGUUUGCCCCUACUGCAAACAAUCUGGCUGGUAGUCUAGGAUGGCGUGCACCAGAGUGCAUUCGUGGGGUGGUCCGGCUCAACGAGGGAUUCGACCAAACUGCCUCUGGCACAUCGAGCGGAGGCACAGUCACUGCCGAAGGAGAGGCCUGCUCGAGCUCAAGAAGCAGGCUUACCAAGGCUGUUGACCUCUUUGCCCUGGGUUGUCUCUAUUUCUGGAUAUUGCUCUCUGGGGAACAUCCCUUCGGCGAGACAUACAACAGGGAGAGCAACAUUGUCAAGGGCGAAGCGGUGAAUAUCGACAUGCUGGACAUUCUUGGCGAAGAGAGAGAAGAGGCAAAGGAUCUGAUAGGAAGGAUGUUGAGUAUGGAACCAGGGGAGAGACCAGAGACGGCCGAGUGCCUCACACAUCCUCUCUUCUGGGCUGCUGGCAAGCGCUUGGCGUUCUUGUGUGACGCCUCGGACCGAUUUGAAAUCAUCUUGGACCCCACCGACCCUUCACACCCAGAGUGUGCCCUGCAUCUGCUGGAAGAUACGGCUCAGCAGGUCGUGGGGAAGGAUUGGUAUUCGCGACUGGAUAAAGUGUUUACGAGUAGUCUUGGAAAGUAUAGAAAGUACAAGGGAGGCAGUGUGCGCGAUUUGUUGAGGGCUUUGAGAAACAAAAAACACCAUUAUCAAGAUCUUGACGCCCACACCCAAGCGCACAUGGGUAGCCUCCCGUCUGGCUUCUUGCUCUACUUUACCAGCCGCUAUCCAAGACUGGUCAUGCACGUGUACGGGGCGAUUCGGGAUAGUGGGCUAGGAGGGGAGAGUAUGUUUGAGGGGUAUUUUGCCGAUCCAUAG
Cryptococcus wingfieldii CBS 7118 is the source of this 3222-nucleotide messenger RNA. RefSeq names its product IRE protein kinase. The record is from RefSeq and is a predicted model, not a curated record. Gene Ontology annotation, biological process: intrinsic apoptotic signaling pathway in response to endoplasmic reticulum stress; mRNA processing; protein phosphorylation. Gene Ontology annotation, molecular function: ATP binding; RNA endonuclease activity; protein serine/threonine kinase activity. The coding region runs from base 1 to 3222 and encodes 1073 amino acids. The transcript has 7 exons. Lineage: Eukaryota; Fungi; Basidiomycota; Tremellomycetes; Tremellales; Cryptococcaceae. Gene Ontology annotation, cellular component: IRE1-TRAF2-ASK1 complex.